This is a messenger RNA of Anoplopoma fimbria (sablefish), 1828 nucleotides long. RefSeq names its product scavenger receptor cysteine-rich type 1 protein M130-like. The transcript is spliced from 5 exons. The record is from RefSeq and is a predicted model, not a curated record. Lineage: Eukaryota; Metazoa; Chordata; Actinopteri; Perciformes; Anoplopomatidae. The coding region runs from base 76 to 897 and encodes 273 amino acids. Gene Ontology annotation, cellular component: membrane.
CAGAGUUUUUCUGAGCAUCGCGGUUUUAACUUCAGUUUUCUGUUGUCUGUUCUGUCACUGAUAAAUGUGUCGGCCAUGGGGAUCAUACAACAGAGAAACCUUUGCAAUUUGGCCAUUGUCUUUAUUCUCUUGACCUCAACUUCACCUGCUGCAGAUGCUCAGAUCAGAUUAGUUGGGUCUGGAUCUACUCGUUGCUCUGGAAGAGUUGAAAUCUAUUACAACAGUGCCUGGGGAACAGUAUGUGAUGACAGUUGGGACUUAAAGGAUGCUGAUGUAGUGUGCAGACAGUUGGACUGUGGUACGGCACUGACUGCUCCUCAGUCCGCUCACUUUGGUAAUGGAAGCGGCCAAAUCUGGCUUGAUAAUGUUAACUGUUCAGGAACUGAAAGGUCUCUAACUGAGUGUGGGCACAACGGAUUUGGGACACACAACUGUGGACCCAGUGAGGACGCUGGUGUCAUCUGUUCAGUGUCUUUGUUGCCGCUGGUAUCCUCAGUAUCUGUCGUGGGUCUGCUGCUGCUCCUGCUGGUCUUGGUGGGGGUCUUUCUGGUUCUCAGGAGAAAGAGACGAACCGAGCAGCCUGUUGCCCUCGUCCAAACCCAAUUGGCUUUCAGACUCAGCACCAAUUAUGAUAAUAACAAGAAUGAGGACGAGGACGAUGACUACGAGAACGUUAAUCCAGCAGACAACAAGGAGAAACUCAAAGAGGAAGCAGAGAGAGUGGAAGAAGAGGAGAGUAAUGAUUAUGAGGACCCAGAGAGUAACGAAGAUCAAGAUUGUGACAAAGAAGAAGAAACCAGUGAUGAUGAAGCGGACUAUGAAAAUGUAAACCAGUCAUUGGAUGAACCAACUCUUGACAUUUAUGGAGAACAUGAGGAUAUUUAUCAAAACUUUUGAGGUGUCCGAUGGUUAAAUGUUGAAUAAUGCAACUUGACAAGACAAUUCUUCCUGCCUCAGGAUGAUUAAUCAUUUAAUUCUCAUUAUUUUGAAAUGCCAAACUAUAUUGCUAUAGUUUGUUACCAAAUUCUUGUAGGGUUGGCCUAUUUGAACAACGUUUUGAUAGUUUAUUUUAUCUUAUUUAUUUGAACCAAAAAACUAAACUACAGGAAUAUUAUGUCUUUUUUUAUCUUCAUUUUUUGGAUGUAAAAACAGGAAAAUCACUUUUUCUGCAAGAGGGAAACAAACUCAGAUAACGAGCAGAUUUAUUUUUUUGCCAAUCCCAUUUUUGUUUUUGCCUUUGAAAGACGAACAAAAGGACAGGUAACCCGUAAGUAAGAGUAUUUCAAAAUAAAAGUCAAGGCAAUAGAAUGACUGUAUGCAAAAAUGUCUUAAUAUCGAUUAUAUAAUAAGAUCUAGCAUUAAGUGUGAAAACAUAUAAUGCAUAGGACUGGUUGCUCGAAAUGUACAUGCGCAAAAAUAAACAUUGUCUAAAAACGGGCAGCAACGCUGAACAACAAUCAUUUGACUAUAAAUCGAUGUGAGACAUCUUAGAAUUGUGGAAGUGGCUGAGCUCUCCGUGUUUCAGUCUUGUGCAAUAUCUCAUAGAGUCAACUCCUUAAACAGUGUUCACACACAAGCACAAUGCUAAAUCAUUCUUUAGACACACUUGCCUACAUUGUGAUGAUGCGAGUUUGUCAGAGCUGCUAAGAAGCUGACAGCAGAGUUAGAACAGAACAGGUUGAACUGUGAAUGAUGAUGACAGUGAUGAUGAUGAUGAUGAUGAUGAUGAUGUAGUAAUGAAAGGUAAAAAUGUGAAGCACAGGUGCUGGCUGGUAACUGAAGCAAGGUCCACUGAAGGGUGUUUAAUAAGAAUAAAUAAAAUGUGUCC